AUGUUUGCGUCAACCCUCAGGAAGACAUUUGUCUUCCUUGGACUGGCAACCUACUCGGCCGCAGCCCUAACGACCACCUCAAAUUCAACCCACUAUACCAUCUCCAACUCCCGCUUCUCAGUCGCCGUUGCAAAAUCCAACGGCCAUGUUGUCGAUGCAAAUCUCGACGGGCAAGACCUUCUCGGCCCCCUCAGUGGCAACAGCGGAAAAGGUCCCUAUCUCGACUGCUCCUGCACACCCGAGGGCUUCUGGACCCCCGGUGCCGAACCAGCGCUGGUGAACGGCACAGACUCAACCGGAACACCCUACGUGGGAGUGAUAAUGACCGACACCUACGAGACAACUAACCAGACACUAUCUCAAUAUCUAUUCCUCCGCGGUGAAGAAACAGGUCUGCAUGCCUUCUCACGAGUAACAUACUAUAACGAGAGUGAUUAUUUCCUCCGCGGCCUCGGCGAGCUCCGGACGCUGUUCAGACCGAAUACAAAUCUCUGGACACAUUUUUCUGGCAGCGAAGGGAACUACGGCCCUAUGCCGCUAUCUAGCACAGAGAAGAUCACCGUCCAGGACGCAACAACUUACCUUGGCGAUACAACUGACGACCCUUACGUGUCGCAGUACUCGGACUACUUCACCAAAUAUACCCUUACCGAGAGCUGGCGCGAUCACGAUGUGCACGGCCACUUCUCUAACGGGUCGACCAGCGGGGAUGGGAAUACGUAUGGUGCCUGGUUAGUGCAUAACACGCGGGAGACAUACUACGGCGGUCCCCUUCAUGCAGAUCUAGUUGUUGACGGGAUCGUCUACAACUACAUUGUUUCCGGUCACUACGGCGCACCAAAUCCGAAUCUAACGCAUGGGUUCGACCGCACGUUCGGUCCGCAGUAUUAUCAUUUCAACAGCGGAGGGCCAGGUACAACCCUGGAAGAACUCCGGGCUGACGCAGCGCAAUAUGCGAGUCCCGAGUGGAAUGCUGAGUUCUAUGACAGCAUCGCAAAGCAUAUUCCAAACUAUGUACCGAGUACCGGACGGACGACUUUCCGGGGCAAGGUGAACCUGCCUAAGGGCGCGAAGAAGCCGAUCAUCGUCCUGUCCGAGAAUGAGCAGGACUUUCAAUUGAACGUCUUCAAGAAGGAUUCUCUGCAGUACUGGGCUGAGAUUGACGGGUCCGGUGCCUUCACAAUCCCGCGUGUCGUAAAGGGAACUUACCGCGUGACUAUUUACGCAGACGAGAUUUUCGGGUGGUUCAUAAAAGACAACGUCAAGGUAAUCGGGUCCAACGCGCACACAUUCACCUGGAAAGAAGAGACCGCUGGCAAGGAGAUCUGGCGCAUUGGUGUCCCCGAUAAAUCAUCCGGCGAGUUCCUUCACGGCUAUGCACCAGAUACUUCCAAGCCCCUGCAGCCAGAGCAAUACCGUAUCUACUGGGGUAAAUAUGAUUACCCUUCCGAUUUCCCUGAAGGCGUGAACUAUCACGUCGGCAAGAGCGAUCCAGCUAAGGAUUUAAACUACAUCCACUGGUCUUUCUUCCCGUCUCAGGGCAACCACCUCCGCAACGAACCGUACUACCAGAACGUCAACAACUGGACCAUCACGUUUGAUCUGACAGCGUCCCAGCUCCGCAACACGAAGACAGCAACAUUCACAGUGCAGCUCGCUGGUACACGCAACGCGAACGGGAACUCGAAGUGGAAUCCAGACCCGGCAAAAUACAAUAAUCUCCCCUGGACGGUGAACGUUAAUGGAAUCUAUGAAGAUACGUGGGAGAUUCCAUACUGGCGGAGCGGUUCCUGCGGCGUGCGCAGCGGAGUACAGUGCCAAAAUACCGAACAUAAGUUCGUGUUUGACGCCGGGAAAUUGAGGAAAGGGCGCAAUGAGUUUGUGCUCAGUUUACCGUUUAAUGCGACGAGUGUGGAGACGGCGCUGUUACCAAAUUCGCUCUAUGUGCAGGUUGUGUCGAUGGAAGCUGUUUCCGUGUCAAAUGAUAUGAGAGUUCUAGUCCAGGCAUUUAUGCCACUUGUGACCUGGGGUACUGCAGUAGAGAAACGAGUUCUUCUAACCGGUAUAGUUAGCGUCAGUGCUAUGGCCAAGGAGGACUAUCCAAUGAUAUCAAGGCCGUGUCCCCGCAAGGGUGGUACUAGGAGACGGAAAAAAGAAAGAAAGAAGGAAGGAAAAAAACAAGGCAGAACGGUUUUGGAUGCCCUGCUACAACGCUCGGAGCAAGACAGCUUUUGGUCCCGCUUCUGCAGGUCACCCAUUGAAUCUGUCGCGCAAUAUGUUUACGGCCAGGGCUCGACUGCUCUACGGAAGAAGACGACCGACAACCUAGUUCGCGUGGUCUGUGUAUCCGACACGCACAACACAAAGCCCAAUCUCCCAGAUGGCGAUAUCCUCAUCCAUGCUGGCGAUCUUACAGAGUCAGGGACGAAAGAAGAGCUCGAGAAGCAGAUUUACUGGCUUGACUCACAACCGCACCGAUACAAGAUCGUGAUCGCAGGCAACCACGAAACCUUCCUUGACCGUAAUUACCAUAGCCAUCAUGGGAAUGAAAGAGUUACCAUGGAUUGGAAAUCGCUCAUCUAUCUCGAAAAUACAUCAGCUAUCCUGGAUCUCGGUGCUGGGCACCAACUGAAAGUUUUCGGAUCACCGUAUACUCCCAAACACGGCAACGGGGCUUUUCAGUACCCUCGAACAGAUACUACAACAUGGGAAGAGAUACCUAAGGAUACCGAUCUCCUGGUGACGCAUGGUCCGCCAAAGGCGCAUCUUGACCUUGGGCAUCUUGGCUGCCGGGUACUUCGCCAGGCGCUGUGGGAGAUGGAGUCACGACCUCUGCUUCAUGUUUUUGGGCAUAUUCACGGGGGCUACGGGAAGGAGGUGGUAUGCUGGGACCUGUGUCAGCGGGCAUAUGAGGCCAUCAUGGAUGGGGAGUCGAGAUGGUGGAACCUUUGCGUGCUCUUCUACUGUUGGAUACUGAGGCUUUUUUUCGAUUGGACUGCAGAUGGCCGAGCAACAGUCUUGGUCAACGCGGCAACCGUCGGAGGAGUGCGGGAUUUGAAGAGGCGCGAAGCUAUUUGCGUGGAUAUUCAGGCUGGUAGCAAACGCUUUCUAUCGGGAUGUACUUGA
Molecule: messenger RNA, 3126 nt
Organism: Aspergillus nidulans FGSC A4
Lineage: Eukaryota; Fungi; Ascomycota; Eurotiomycetes; Eurotiales; Aspergillaceae
Exons: 6
Coding region: 1-3126 (1041 amino acids)
Biological process (GO): carbohydrate metabolic process
Cellular component (GO): extracellular region
Molecular function (GO): hydrolase activity; rhamnogalacturonan endolyase activity; carbohydrate binding
Source: RefSeq, a predicted model, not a curated record